AUGCCUCCUGCUCUCAGGCCGCGAAACAUCAAGGGUAGGGCCCAAUGCUCUGCGCCAUCAACUAUCGAAACACCAAACCUGAGCGACGUCCCUAAGGAGGAACCCUCGGCUAUCGAUCGAAAGCCUCCCGUCUACACAAUCGACUUGUCACUACCACCAUCGCAGCGUUAUGCACACGUCGCUCACGAUUUCAAGUCUACCGUUGGCGAGCUGGCACAGCUCUUCGAUGAUGUUCUUGACCCUAUCAGACCGUCCAUGGUGCCCCGGUGCUUCUUUCAUUUCCUUGCCUGGGUCUUCUUGCGACGAAUUUUCAGCAAGGAGCAGACCAAGGAGCUCAGGGGCAUGAGCAAAGUUCUUGGCGUACCAAUGUACCUACUUGUCGCCUACAACGUCUUCUUGGACCUUCUCAUGGGCUGUACUAGUGGUGGUGUACUUGUAAAGGACCACGCCUUUUCAAAAUCAAGCAUGAUGCAUUUUCGGACGCUGGACUGGGGCAUGCCUAUAUUGCGGAACGCCAUCGUCCAGUAUGACUUCGUCGAGCAACUAGACGGCAAGGUCAUAGCGACAACUAUUGGCUACGUCGGUUUUGUUGGAGUGCUUACCGGUGUCAAGCGAGAUCUCAGUGUGUCACUAAACUUCAGGCCGUAUCACAAUCACCCUGGGUGGACUAUCGGGAAUUUCCUGUACUACUGGCAUCUUUUGCUAGUACUCUUGGGCUUCAGACCGAGUAUAUCUACCAUACUGAGAGGCUUUCUAAUUCCUGAAACGGUACCCAUCAAGCAAGACGGACCUACCCAUAACGACAGCGCAAUCUCGUUCCAGCUCGCGGCACGGCCACCGUUCUCCUUAUCAGACCCUAAUUCUAACCUGCAAAACAUGCUCACCACAGCUGCAUACCUCAUCUUCUGCACGGGCGAAGAAACCCUCAUCCUCGAGAAAGACCUGCACACUGCGCGGAUCUCGCGAUCUUUCGCAUUCAUCACCGUCACCAACCACGACACGUCUUACGAAGCCAGCUCACACGCACAGUCCCAACACGCAGCCCACACUCAAACCAAACAACCAUUCCUUGGUAUCGGCAUGCAGGAUCUCAUCGACGAAAGUAUCCACAGGAAGGCGUGUUUGGUGCAGAAGUGGGAGGCACAUCAGCAACGACAAAAGCGGAUUUUUGUGCGGGAUGAUGUGCACCCCGAUGCGAGACGGAUGGGUGAGGCCACAGCGGUGGGAAUUCGGGUACAGAAGUUGAAGAAAUGGAUGUUGGAGUAUCCGGUUUCUAAUGAGGAGACGCAUUUUGUGUGCAUCAUGGAUCCGGACGAGGGCGUGGUCAAGUGGGUAAGAUGCUUCGAGGAAGGGGAUAUCGAAGGAGAGAAUGAAAGCGAUCUGUAG
Messenger RNA from Cucurbitaria berberidis CBS 394.84, 1386 nucleotides. RefSeq lists its product as uncharacterized. The transcript has a single exon. Gene Ontology annotation, molecular function: hydrolase activity, acting on carbon-nitrogen (but not peptide) bonds. The record is from RefSeq and is a predicted model, not a curated record. Bases 1 to 1386 code for a protein of 461 amino acids. Lineage: Eukaryota; Fungi; Ascomycota; Dothideomycetes; Pleosporales; Cucurbitariaceae.